Molecule: messenger RNA, 2427 nt
Organism: Pelobates fuscus (common spadefoot toad)
Lineage: Eukaryota; Metazoa; Chordata; Amphibia; Anura; Pelobatidae
Gene: NCAPH
Product: non-SMC condensin I complex subunit H
Exons: 18
Coding region: 76-2190 (704 amino acids)
Biological process (GO): mitotic chromosome condensation
Cellular component (GO): condensin complex
Molecular function (GO): chromatin binding
Source: RefSeq, a predicted model, not a curated record
GCGCGCUCAGCACGCAGGGCGCGAACUUUUUGAAAGGAACUCGGGGACCGGAAGCGGGUGACCGGACUCGACAUCAUGUCGAUUUCUACGCCUCAGUCAGGUGACCGUCACCAAGUUGACACCCCAGAUAGUGUUUUCCUAUCCCCUGCAACCAGACGUCAGCCAGUAAGUUUGGCUGGCACACCAACUUUGCAGAACUUCACCAGCAACGAUGAUGAACGGGAAAGAAAACAAAGGCGUAUGUCUAGGGUCAUCGACCUGCAGCUCAGUAAUGCUGACUCCCCAGCAUCCACCAUCUCUCCAACUCACAGGGGGACUGACACUCCCACUUCACUACUUCCAAAGCUGAAUAAUACACAGAUCUCUGAUCAUUACUCCACCUGCAUCAAACUUUCACAGGAAAAUAAAAUCACAACAAAAAAUGCAUUUGGAUUGCACCUGAUUGAUUAUAUGGGAGACAUCUUGAAACAAAAGGACAGUGAACUGACAAAUUUCAAAGUUGCUGCUGGAACACUGGAUGCAAGUGCUAAAAUCUAUGCCGUUAGAGUUGAUGCAGUCCAUUUAGAUGUAUAUAAAGUUCUAGGCGGGCUUGGGAAAGAGUCGCAGAUUCCAGAGGAGUCUGAACAUCAAGACCCUGAUGCCUCUACAGAAGGUCAAGAUGAUAAAAAGAAGGGGAAAAAAAGAAAGCGUUCCUACAAAACCAUUGAGAAAAAUCUAAACAACAUUAAUCGCUCUGAAAAUGAUUGCAAGAGUGAGGUUGACCCCCUCUUCCAGAAGUCAGCUGCAUCGUUUGAUGAAUUUAGCACUGCUGGUGUCUUUCUUUCUACCCUUCAAUGUCACAAUUACCACAGUGAGCUUCGCUUUGAGACAGAUGUGAAGCCACUUUCAACCAUUGAAGAAAAUGAUCCUCCAAGCCCAUUGUCUGUGGAUGUAUCGGAGCUGAAAUCUCCUCUAUCACAGUGUGUGGAGAAACGUCCGAUAUGUCCAUCGCUCUCAGGUUUUCGAUUCAUGCAGUGGGACAGUGAUCUUCAAAAUGAGACAGUAUCAUCGUUGAUGGAUAAGUUUAAGAAGAGCGACCAUGUGUUUGACAUUAAUGCUGAAGUAGAGGAGGACUGUGCAGAUGCAGCAGAUCCUAUAGCAGAUGACUUUGAUGCAGAUGCAUGUGAUGGAAUGGAAUCUGGAGAUCUUGGGGAAUUUUCAGAGCAUCGUGAAGCUUUUAGAUCGGAGCGGAAAGGCCCCCAAAUAACUCAAAUUGGAAAUGGAGACAUUGACACCAUGUGCCUUCAGCUGUCCUCUUGUCCAGGAGAGUAUUCCUACUUCAGCCCUCGCACAAUGUCUAUGUGGGCAGGGCCUGAGCAUUGGCGUUUCCGUCCUCGUCACAAAGCUGAUUCUAGCACUGACAAACAGAAGGUCAAGAAGGUGAAGAAAGCUUUUGAGCUGAACUUUGAUGAUGACAUUGACUUUGAUGUUCAUUUCUGCAAAACCAGAGCAGCUACAACUCUCACAAAGUCUACCCUGGGAAGCCAGAAUAAAAAGUCUACCAUACUUCCGGCAGAUUUUCAUUACGACCCAGACAACAUUGUAAAGCUAAGCUUAAGGCCAGUGGAUCGGAUCCGGAAGAUGGUUAAUAAAGACUCAGUUUCUGAGCAUGAAGAUGUUAUUGGAGAAUAUGACUACAAUAAUCCCAAUGAUACCGCCGACUUCUGUCCAGCCCUUCAGGCUGCAGACAGUGAUGAUGAUGAUGGACCAUUCACUGGACCAGGAGAUGAGUAUGAUUUCAUACCAAACACAGGAUUGCCUGAGAAACCGAUGAACAUCACCAGCUAUUCAGAGAGCAAUCUGGUUGCUGAGCCACAGAAGGUCAACAAAAUAGAAAUUAAUUAUGCCAGAACAGCCAAGAAAAUGGACAUGAAACGCCUAAAGACUACCAUGUGGGGGUUGCUGACAAACUGCCCAGACUCUGCAGAAGAGCGACCCUCAAGCAAUGAAACUGAACCUGCAGGUGUAGCGCAAGAGAGCGUGUUCAGUAAUAUCACACAGCAUCUGCAGAAAAGGUUACCUUCAGUGAUGGCACAGAACUUAUCUGUUCCAUUGGCAUUUGCUUGCCUCUUGCACCUUGCUAAUGAAAAGAAUUUAAAGCUACAAGGUGUGGAUGAUCUUUCUGAUGUGCUGAUAAUGCAAGGAGAUUAAGUAACAAAGAGGGGUAACAAAUUAAAGAGACCUCCAAGCAAUUCUCACAAAACCAUGAAAAAAUACUUGUUUUUAUUAUCUGCCUCUCCAAAUGAGAAUAUAUCACAUUAUCUGAAUCAUAGUUACAUUUCCAAAUCCCUGUAUAUAGUGUAUUUAUCUGACUUGCAAAAAUAAAUUUUCAUUUUUUUCCAAACUUUUCUGAGCCCAAGUAUAAAUAAAUGUGAACCAAAACCCAAA